This is a messenger RNA of Setaria italica (foxtail millet), 1904 nucleotides long. RefSeq names its product branched-chain-amino-acid aminotransferase 5, chloroplastic. Gene Ontology annotation, cellular component: chloroplast. Lineage: Eukaryota; Viridiplantae; Streptophyta; Magnoliopsida; Poales; Poaceae. The coding region runs from base 1 to 1590 and encodes 529 amino acids. The transcript is spliced from 11 exons. Gene Ontology annotation, biological process: branched-chain amino acid metabolic process. The record is from RefSeq and is a predicted model, not a curated record. Gene Ontology annotation, molecular function: branched-chain-amino-acid:2-oxoglutarate transaminase activity.
AUGCUCGACAUCGGCGCCGCACUAUCCGUCCUGUUCACGCUCAUGAUCGCCGAGACGCCGGAGGAGGCCGCAGAACGCAUGGCUGACUUCAAGGCCGCAGCCGACAUCCCCGAAGACAUUGACGCCCCGGCCCCCUGUCUCGGAGUCGGAGACUGCGACCCGGCAAUCGAAGCAGGCGACCAAUGGCAACGCGCCGGCGGCUCGGCGGCGUCGACCCGUUCGGGCAGUCGUUCGUGCCCUCCCCUGCUGCCGCAGCCGCCCUCGCCGCGCGCGCCGGCGCGCGUCUCCUUGACUCCUUCCUCUCCCCCCACCAAACCAGCGAGCCAACCUACUGACCGGUCGCCGGCCUCCACCCAGACUACAAAUGGAGCUCCGCACCAGCGCGGGCCGCGGUUUCGCGUUCCCCGCUUCCGGCAGCCGCGGCACGGCGCCAUCCCCGCGCCUCCUCUCCCGUCACAUUUGGAGCCAAUCGACGCAGUGCACUGUCUCCUCAUCCUCCCCACCAGAUCCUGUUGCAGAAGGAGCCGGUUUUCUACUCUGAUGACGACUGCAUACAACACAGGGACCCCGGACCUAGUUGACUUCAAUUGGGACGCUCUUGGAUUUCAACUGAUUCCGACGGACUUCAUGUAUUUAAUGAGAUGCUCUUCAGAUGGGGUGUUCACAAAGGGUGAAUUGGUGCCAUAUGGGCCAAUUGAGCUGAAUCCAGCAGCUGCAGUGUUGAAUUAUGGUCAGGGAUUGCUUGAAGGUCUAAGAGCACAUAGAAAAGAGGAUGGAUCGAUCCUUCUUUUUCGCCCACAUGAAAAUGCAUUGCGGAUGAGAAUUGGCGCAGAUCGGUUAUGCAUGCCUGCACCAAGCGUAGAGCAAUUCGUAGAAGCUGUGAAGCUAACUGUUCUGGCAAACAAGCGUUGGGUACCUCCUACCGGUAAAGGUUCUUUGUAUAUCAGACCGCAGCUAAUUGGAAGUGGGGCUAUCCUUGGUGUAGCACCUGCUCCACAAUAUACAUUUAUUGUGUUUGUUUGUCCAGUUGGGCAUUAUUUCAAGGAUGGUUUAUCUCCAAUCAGCUUGUUAACUGAGGAAGAAUACCACCGUGCUGCGCCUGGUGGAACUGGUGAUAUAAAGACUAUUGGGAAUUAUGCUUCGGUUGUUAGUGCUCAGAGAAGAGCCAAGGAGAAAGGCCACUCUGAUGUUCUAUACUUGGAUUCUGUCCAUAACAAGUUCGUGGAGGAAGUUUCUUCUUGUAAUAUAUUCAUGGUGAAGGAUAAUGUUAUUUCUACGCCACUGUUAACGGGAACGAUUCUUCCCGGAAUCACAAGAAAAAGUGUAAUUGGAAUUGCUCAAAGUCUUGGAUUUCAGGUGGAAGAGUGCAAUAUUACAAUAGAUGAGCUGCUUGGGGCUGAUGAAGUCUUUUGUACUGGAACUGCUGUUGUACUGUCACCCGUCGGUAGCAUCACUUACCGUGAAAGAAAAGUGGAGUAUGGGAAGAGCCAGGAGGCCGGAGUGGUGUCUCAGCAACUCUAUGCAGCAUUCACAGCUAUCCAGAAAGGUCUUGUGGAGGACAGCAUCGGAUGGACGUUGCAGCUAAAUUAGCAGCUUUAUCACCUGACUGUCUAUGCUACUUCUAUUUCUGUUCUCUCAGAGUCUCAACACAAGUCUUAUUUCUGGGCUCCCGCCAGGUUGUGCAGUUCCCCAAACUUUUGCUCACCAUGGUAUCUGACGAGCAGAGGUAGAGGCACUCCUCGUGCAGCACACACACAAGAUAUUGACCGCACGGUUAAUGUAAAUAAAGUGGAUCUUACCUGUGUCCCAAACCACAUUUGUUGUCAUGAUCACUGUACAAGUGUAUAGUGUAUACACAUGUGGCUUGCUCUCUGAUGUGUAAAUUAUUGACACAGUUGGACCGC